GAUAGACAAGGAUGGGGAAGUCACCAGCGAAGUCAAACAAUACGGAAUACAAAACGUCAUGCGCGACGCGUCGCGCGAAGUCAUCUGUCCCCAAACCACUCCCUAACCUUGGAUGCUUUGGAAAAUUUCUCGAACUCCGUUUAAACUUCAGUCAAAACUGCUUUUCUAGCCCUUGUGCCAACCAUCAGCAGCAAUUUUCCAUUGUCAGAGCACACGCCACUGCAGAUAUGCCACCGAAACGCGCUGCAGCAGGGCCCUCCAGCGCCCCCAAAAAGUCCCCCGCAGCGCCGGCUGCUGAUGGCGCCGACAGCGCCGCCAGCUCCGCGUCUGAACCGGCGAUUCCCAGAAGCAAACGCUGGUCGCCUGUGUCAGGCUCGGCCAAUGCCGACGCCCACUACAAGUUGAAGAUGCAAAACCCCGUCACUGCAUACAGCUUCGUCUGCCUGUGCCAGCCGCCCUUCCCGAACGGCGAGGACUCCGACGAGGACGAGGAGGAGGAUGACGAUGAGGAAGAUGACGAUGAGGAGGACCGAGAGGCCGAGGACGGCGAGGAUGGCGCCAAAAAGAAGCGCUCUGUGUGCGACGGCGGCAAGACGUGCUUGUGCGACACACCCGCCUCGGAGCACCCCGACCACGUGUGGAAGAUGUCGGCCGCCGGGAAGCUGAAGUUCCUCAUCCAGCGCACCCACUUCGCCUUGCGGGACCCGGACAACUUCAGCAUGUACACCUUCAACGACCACUUGGGCUACGGCGUCCUGGAGAUGCUGCAGAACCUCGUGCUUGACUACGAGGAAGCUGCCGGCAACUACAAGGAGCAGUGGGCGGUCUGCGAGUGCCUGGCUUUCUUUCUCCAGACUGAGGGUUGGUGCGUGACUGGGAUUGAUGAUGGGGACACGGUCGACGCGACCUUCGAGCUCAUCGGCCGCCUCUUCAUGGCCAUGCUCGCCCAGCUGGAACGCCAGCAACUCUUGUCCAAGGACUCGGAGAUCAAGAAUCUCGGACUGGUCAUGGCCCUGUUCAUGGCUUGGGCACGGGGUGCAAGACAGUAUGGAUUGCUGGAGGACGAGAAAGAAGAAUCGCUGGGGCCGGCCAAGAACAAGAAAAAGUGGCAGCCAAGUUUUUUCGACAACCAGAUCCUUGCCUAUGCUCGGAAGUACGAGAUCGACCUGGUUGGUCCGCACGACAUCGACGAGACGGUUGCCGAAGCCCGUGGCGACGUGGCCCUGCCCGACCCGGAGUCUAGUAGCACGGCGAAGGCCGAUCCGUUUGGCUUCGCCAAGGCUCUGAAGAAAUAUAAGGUUGAAGCAGGAGGCAUUUCCGCGUUCCUUUCUCAAAACUACUCGAGCAACUCGCCCAUCGGCGGCGACAACCUUGACAUCACCACCUGGAGCAGCGCGGCCCGCAAGAGCAAGUGCUUUGACAAGAAGGACCCGCUCAGCAAAGCCGAGAUUGACGCCCUGAAGCAAGGCAUGGUCCUGACCCUGGGCUAGGCCGCCACUUUGCGUUGUACGAUAUGAGGUGUUUCAUGGAGCAGAGUCUUUGCGCGUCUAAGCUGUGGGGUUCAACUGUUGCUCUUAUGGACUUGUAAUUAUUGGAAAGAAACAUGGUCUUAGGUUUCGCAGGCCUUCCUUAUCGAGUCAGCUU
Messenger RNA from Thermothielavioides terrestris NRRL 8126, 1644 nucleotides. RefSeq lists its product as uncharacterized. The transcript is spliced from 3 exons. The record is from RefSeq and is a predicted model, not a curated record. NCBI's taxonomy places the organism in Eukaryota, Fungi, Ascomycota, Sordariomycetes, Sordariales, Chaetomiaceae. Bases 228 to 1490 code for a protein of 420 amino acids.